Zymoseptoria tritici IPO323 is the source of this 3820-nucleotide messenger RNA. RefSeq names its product putative ABC transporter. NCBI's taxonomy places the organism in Eukaryota, Fungi, Ascomycota, Dothideomycetes, Mycosphaerellales, Mycosphaerellaceae. Gene Ontology annotation, cellular component: membrane. Gene Ontology annotation, molecular function: ABC-type transporter activity; ATP hydrolysis activity; ATP binding. The record is from RefSeq and is a predicted model, not a curated record. The transcript is spliced from 9 exons. Gene Ontology annotation, biological process: transmembrane transport. Bases 1 to 3711 code for a protein of 1236 amino acids.
AUGUUUGCGUGCAUGCAGACACCGCGCAAGGUAUCCUUGACUUCUGCUGACAUGUGUCUGUCUCUGCAGCGCAUCUUUCAAUUCGCGGAUGGCACAGACCGGACAUUAUAUGCCACAUCUUUGUUGGCAGCAAUAGCAGCAGGAGCCACACUUCCUUUGAUGACACUUGUCUUUGGGCAAUUCACAGCCACUUUCAACGACUUCGCCACGGGAACAUUACCACCGGACGACUUCAAGAGUGAGGUCGACCACUUCGUGCUUUAUUUCGUCUACCUCUUCUUCGGCAGAUUUUUCCUGUCCUACGGUUCGAGCGUCUUGAUCAACAUUGCAGCGUCGAGAACCACACGAGCAUUCCGGAGAAGAUUUCUUGAAGCAACGCUGAGGCAAGAAGUAUGGCACUUCGACAAGCAGACGAAUGGCUCUGCGGCGACGCAAGUAACGACCAAUGGGAAUCGAGUCACCCAGGGUAUCGGGGAGAAGUUGGCGACUCUGGUCCAGGGCAUAUCACUGUUCUUCUCCGCCUUCAUCAUUGCCCUCGCGGUGCAAUGGAAGCUCGCGCUCAUCAUUAUGAGUAUGAUCCCGGCCUUGUUUCUGGUGGUCGGUAUCUGCAUCGCGUUUGAUGCCAAGGUCGAAGCCAAAGUCACCAAGUUCUACUCUCGUGCUGCAGUGCUCGCCCAAGACGCCAUCUCGUCUGUACGAACCAUACAUGCUUUCGGGGCCGAGGAAAAGAUCAUCCGAAAGUACGACGAGUAUCUUGAAAUGGCCUAUGUCGAAGGCAAAAAGAAGAAUUGGAUUACAGCGCUAGCCUUCUGGCAAGGCUAUCGCAUGUUUGCCAGUAGGGAGAUCGAUAAUGUUGGCACUGUAUUCACGGUCGUCUUGUCAGUGGCCAUCGCAACGACGGCCAUCGGCAUGGUCGCCCCUCAGCAGCUGGCGAUCACUAAUGCUUCAUCUGCGGCGAGCGAACUGUUCGAGAUCAUUGACAAACCCAGCCUUUUGGACCCGCUUGCUCCCGAAGGGAUAGUGCCGGAUUCCGUUGAAGGACGUAUCGAAAUCCGAAACCUGAAAUUCGCAUAUCCAUCACGGCCGACAGCGCCCGUACUUCAGGGACUCAAUAUCUCUCUACCUGCAGGAAAGACAACCGCAUUAGUCGGCCCAUCUGGUUGCGGAAAAUCGACCUUGAUCGGCCUCAUUGAGCGGUGGUAUUUGCCCUCAUCUGGCGAUAUCUACCUUGAUGGUGCUCCUGUUUCCGAGUACAACAUGAAGUGGUUGAGAAGCGCUAUCAGAUUGGUCCAACAAGAGCCGGUGCUAUUCCGAGGCACUGUUUUCCAGAAUGUGGCUAGAGGGUUCGUCGGAGACCAGGCGAAUCUUCCACACGAGAAGCAACUGGAGCUCGUCCAGGAGGCGUGCAAGCAGAGUAAUGCUCACGAUUUCAUCAUGGAACUACCCGAGGCAUACGACACAGCCGUGGGCGAGCGUGCAGCAAUGCUUAGCGGUGGACAACGGCAACGCGUGGCCAUCGCACGAAGCAUCAUCUCGAACCCGAAGGUCCUUCUACUGGACGAAGCUACUUCUGCCUUGGAUCCCAGAGCUGAGAGAAUCGUUCAAGACGCGCUGGAUCGUGUAUCGGCCGACAAGACAACUCUUAUCAUUGCCCACAAACUGGCCACUGUCAGGAAAGCUGACAACAUUGCCGUCAUGACAGAAGGUAGAGUCGUUGAGCAAGGGACCCAUUCGGAACUGGUCGCGUUGGAUGGCCUGUAUGCGAGCAUGGUUCGAAGUCAGGACCUUGGCGCAAAGUCUGGCGAGGAGGCCCAGAUCGCUGACGAUGAUGACGAAGGCGGCUUGGAACCAGCGAUGACUUUGCAAAGGCCCAAGAGCGAAGUGGUAUCCGCUGCUGCUCAAGCAAAACUUAAAAAGCUCACUGCGGAGACCAUGAACUACUCCUUGCUUCGGUCCAUCUGGGUGAUGUUUGGCGAAAACAGGAAACGACUGUGGCUGUCAUAUGUCAUCGCUGUCGUAGGCAGCCUAAUCGCCGGCGCCACCUAUCCUGUCCAGGCCAUCAUCUUCUCGCGCCUAAUCAACGUCUUCACCAUCCGGGAUCGAAGCGAGGCGCAAAACCAAGCCAACUUCUUUGCGCUCAUGUUCUUUGUCCUUGCUCUCGCGAAUCUCUUCGCCUAUGCCGUUAUCGGGUGGUGCUGCAAUAUCAUCGGACAAGUCGUCACGAAACGAUACCGACUUGAGAUGGUGCGACGGGUGCUCAACUUUGACCAAGACUUCUUCGACCGUCCGCAAAACGGCUCCGGGUCACUGACUUCGAAGCUCUCCUCGGUCCCAACAGCGCUGCAGGAGCUGAUCUCAGCAAAUAUUUUCUUGAUGUUGAUCGUGAUGGUCAACGUCUUCGCAUCGUCCAUUCUUGGAAUAGUCUAUGGUUGGAAGCUGGGUCUCGUCAUUGUAUUUGGCGCCGGACCUUUCCUCCUCGGCUCAGGAUACAUUCGCAUCAGAAUGGACCAGAAGCUGGAGGCAGAGGCCGGAGAGCGUUUCGCCGACAGUGCUAGUCUGGCCACUGAAGCAGUCACGAGCAUUCGUACCAUCUCAUCACUGACACUCGAAUCCCAGAUACUGGACGAGUACGCUGCAGCGAUGGACGCCAUCGUCAAGUCAGCAUCGAAAGGCUUCGUCGUUACCAUGAUUCCUUAUGCCUUUUCACAGUCCGUCGAAUUCUUGGCGCUGGCUCUUGGUUUCUGGUAUGGCUCCCGACUCCUGGCCAGUGGGGAGUACGACACAUCGCAGUUUUUUGUCGUCUUCAUUUCGGUCGUCUUCGGCUUUCAAGCAGCUGGCCAGUUCUUUGGCUACACGACAUCGAUCACCAAGGCAAAAGCAGCCGCGAACUACAUCCUCUGGCUGCGGACAGUCGAGUCCCAGAUUGCGGAGACUCCCCAGAACAAAUACAUAGGACCAUCCAGCCAUGACGGACCAGUGGAGAUGGAGAACGUCGACUUCAGAUACCUUCAGCGUCCUGACGCUAGAGUGCUUCGUGGCAUAGACAUCAAGAUCGAGCCAGGCACGUAUUGUGCUUUUGUCGGACCGUCCGGCUGCGGCAAGAGUACACUGGUAGCACUGCUGAUGCGCUUUUACGAUCCUGCACGAGGCAGAAUAACGCUCAAUCACGAGGACAUUGCUAAGAUGUCACCUCGUCUUUACCGGAACCAUAUAUCCAUGGUUCAACAAGAGCCUCCACUCUACCAAGGAACUGUACGCGAAAACAUCGCUCUCGGUCUACAGUUUGAGCCAUCAGACGAGGAGAUCAACGAAGCAUGUCGACAAUCAAACGCCCUAGACUUUGUGUCCUCUCUGCCUGAAGGUUUGGAGACGCAGUGCGGCUCCAAAGGCUCAAGUUUCUCUGGAGGGCAGAAACAACGAAUCGCCGUUGCAAGAGCACUCAUUCGCAAGCCCCGACUACUCCUGUUGGACGAAGCGACCUCUGCUCUCGAUACGCAAAGUGAGCGGAUCGUGCAGAUAGCGCUUGACGAAGCGGCGUCGACUCGAACGACAAUCGCUGUCGCUCAUCGACUCAGCACAAUCAAGCAUGCAAACACCAUUUUUGUCGUGGCUGACGGCAAGAUCGCGGAGAUGGGAACGCACCAGGAGCUACAGGCGCUUCGAGGGCGAUAUUACGCGAUGUGUUUGGCUCAGUCUCUGGAUCAAGCGUGAUCGAUUCUUUUGCGGCAUGAGGAGUCAGUCAGCAGUUUUGGCCAUGUCCACUCCAUCAUAUACAGUACAGUAGAUUGUUUCAGACCUACAAAUGAACGCCUCACGAUGA